This is a messenger RNA of Betta splendens (Siamese fighting fish), 5223 nucleotides long. It is a transcript of the gene edc4, whose product is annotated as enhancer of mRNA decapping 4. Lineage: Eukaryota; Metazoa; Chordata; Actinopteri; Anabantiformes; Osphronemidae. Bases 118 to 4269 code for a protein of 1383 amino acids. The record is from RefSeq and is a predicted model, not a curated record. The transcript is spliced from 30 exons. Gene Ontology annotation, biological process: deadenylation-independent decapping of nuclear-transcribed mRNA. Gene Ontology annotation, cellular component: P-body. Gene Ontology annotation, molecular function: protein binding.
CUACGGCGCGGACACAGCGGAAGUUUAGACGGUUGCUGUGGGUGAAUACUGACAGCAUCGCAGCGCACAAGAAAACACUCUCCCCCUAAGUCAACCCAUUCUCCCUUUCCCUCACCCAUGGCGUCCAAUUCUGAUAUAGAUAUAGAAGGUGCCACCCAGCAUCUCCGGGACAUCCUCAAGCUCGACCGUCCCGGAAACGGCACUGAUGUACAGUCAAGUGACGGUCAACGAAAACCAUCCUUUAAUGGAGAGCUCAACGGGUUAUUGGGAGCAGGCCUUUUAGGAAGCACGGAUCUGCCAACAAUGUCUGAAUCCAGCAGACCCAUUUCCACAGACAUUAGCAACUCUCAGGAGAGUCAGAUUAUCUGUCUCUCUGGUGACGAUGGUUCCACUUGUAUCCCUAUUAUCUCCAACAAUGUGGAGAUUGUGGCGAGUCAAGACUCUAGCAUCAAAAGCAAAGCCCGAGGCAGCAACAAGGUAAAGAUUCAACCUGUUGCUAAGUAUGACUGGGAACACAAGUAUUAUUAUGGGAGACUGAUUGCUGUAUCCAACUCUUUUUUGGCCUAUGCCAUUAGAGGAGCCAACAAUCAUGCUAUGAUUCGGGUCUUGAGUCUGGGGUCUGCUGAGCGAUCCCUACUGAAGGGGUUCACUGGUGCAGUCACAGAUUUGGCUUUCGCUCACCUUGACUCCUCCCUGCUCGGCUGUGUAGAUGAAGCAGGGAACCUCAUGGUCUGGCAGCUCACUUGCACUGAAAGCAAAAUACUAGAUCAGAUAGUAAUUCAUAUUAGACAACCAGAAGACACUCCACUGAACUCUCAUCGUCGUCUCAUCUGGUGCCCAUACAUCCUGGAUGAUAAUGAAGAGAAUCAGGAUGACACCAGCCAGACUUUGGCCCUUUUACAUGAAGACAGGGCAGAGGUUUGGGACCUUGAAGUCCUAAGAACCAACAACAGCAGUUGGCCAGUUGAUGCCACAGAACUGAAAGAAGGUCUCAUCACAAUCAAGGGGCACACACAGCGGGUCAGUGAAGGGGCCCUGUCUCCAGAUGGAACUGUGUUAGCCACAGCUAGCCAUGAUGGAUACAUCAAGUUCUGGCAGAUAUACAUAGAGGGGGGACAGGACAAACCCAGAUGCCUUCACGAGUUGCGCCCUCAUGGAGGAUGUCCCCUAUCCUGCCUUCUUUUCUGUGACAACCACAAGAGGCAGGAUCCAGAUGUUCCUUUCUGGCGGUUCCUUAUAACUGGAGCAGAUCAGAAUCAGGAGUUGAAGAUGUGGUGUACUGUUUCUUGGACCUGUUUACAGACUAUCAGGUUUUCUCCAGAUCCAUUCAACUCCACAGCUCUGCCAAGUCUGAAAGCCAGUCUGGAUCUUUCUGCUGAGUACCUCAUUCUCACGGAUGUGCAGAGAAAGGUUCUGUAUGUGAUGGAGCUGCGACAGGACCUAGAGAAAGGAAAGGCCAGUUUUACUGCUGUGUCAGAGUUCCUGCUGACACAUCCUGUGCUCAGCUUUGGUGUCCGGGAUGUCACAACAAGCCGAUUGCGACACACCGAGGUCCUCCCUGCAGAGGAGGAGAGUGAGAGCAUGACGACAGAGGGCACUCAAGGACCAACAGAGUCCAAAUCUGGGAUACAGAUUAAACUCUACUGUGUUCACACCAAGAGCCUGCAGGAUGUCCAGAUCUGGUUCCAGCCCAAUGUGGGUUCCAGCUCUGUAGCCUGCCUGCCUCACUCGGAUUCUCAUGACGGUUUAGCUGGGUUGUCAGAUCAUCUCACUGACCAGAGCUCUGACAAGGAGUCAGGAAGUGGCUCUCAGACGGACCUUAGGAAGAUUCCAUGUCUUCCUGCUCCUGCUGAUUUUCUCUCAAACUCUGCCCCCAUCAGUGGGCCGAUGCCUAAGUUGAUGACUCCUGAUGCCUUCAUGACACCAAGUUCGGUCCCAGCCUCACCAGGCAGCAGCGCCAGUAGUCUCACCAUUGUAACAGCCAUCAGUAGUAACUCUGACUCAACUAACAGAGCUAUAGAUGAUGUUACUCAGAGUCCAAAUAGACUGGACAACAGCAGUAGUUGCAGUUUGGCACUUUCUGCCUCCACUAGCAGCCCAAGAGUUGCUUCUGCUGUACUCUUGCCUGGACUGGAGAACCUACAGGUGUUGGUUCCUAGCAGCCCUCUUACACUUGAAAACCCUCAGGUCCUGGACUCUCCCCUCCUGCCACAUCUCUCCUCUCCAACCAGGGCCCGCUCCCCUGAUGUCAUCUCUUCAGCCUCUACAGCUAUGUCCCAGGACACACUGCAGCUUCAGCGCGGGUUGGUGUCCAGUUUGGAACCCAUACAACUUUCUGCUCUCCAGACAGACAGUAUGGCCUCUGCUGCCUCUGCUCUUCACCUGCUCACUUCACCACGUGCAGUCAACAACAGCCUGUUGCCUCUUGAGCUUGGAGGUGCAGAUGGGGCAGUGGGUGGGGUAGUGGAGUCAGAGCCUAGACUCAGCCACACACCAUCUCUGCUUGAGAAUGCCUUAUCGCAGGAGAGCCCUGGGGUGGGAGGAGGGUCCUCAGAUGGGAGUAUUGGCCACACACCUUGGCCAGCUGCACCCGAUAUUACCAGAGAAACCAGGAACAGUCUCAGGGACAACGGCCUUGGAGACUGUUCAAGAGAGGAGCCAAAGGACAGACACAUGAGCUCACCAUACCAUCGACGUUCAUAUCACCUGACACAGAAUGAAAGUCAGGAUGCUGUUGCAGAGCAGAGUGAUCCUGAUGAUGAGGUGGCAAGCCUGGCGUCCUCCACAGGGAACUGUGGCGCUCGCUCUGCACACAGACUUCCAGUCAAGGAUUGGAAGACCUCACCACGAGGUUCGCCGAAGCUCAAGAGGAAGAGCAAGAAAGACGACAGUGAAUUAACUCGGUUACGACAAAUGGACUCAAGUCAGAUGAGCACAGAAGCACAGGACGAGCUGUUGAUUCUCCUGCGCAGCCAGCAGAGGGAGUUAAAUGAGCUGCGUGUACAGAUUGAAGCCAUGCAGAGCUCCAUUGUAGCUCAGGUGGAGCAUGUCCUCACUAACCACCAGGAGCAAGAGCAGCGCAGACUAGAACGAGUUCUGGCAGAGCGUCAGAAUCACCAGCAGCAGCUUCAUGAACACCUCAGCCAGCAGCUCAGCCAAGCCCUCAACUCGGCCCUCACUAACAGAAUGGACAAAGUGCUACGGGAGGAGAUCAAGAAAACAGUACCACAGACAAUCUCCAAAAGUCUGGAGCCUGUGACAGGCCAACUGAGCAACACAAUUGCUUCUAAGCUGACUGCUGUGGAAGUCACCCUGAAGGACAAUGUCACCAAAGUGGUCAAAUCCAAGAAUACAACAGAUGCAAUUGGUCGAGCAGCAGCUGAAGCGAUGCAAGGCCCCAUCCAGGCAGCCUAUAAAGAUGCAUUCCAGAGCAUCGUGCUGCCUGUUUUUGAGAGAGGCUGUCAGUCCAUGUUUCAGCAAAUCAAUGACAGCUUCAAGCAAGGAACACAAGAAUACAUCCAGCAGCUUGAGACCCAUCUUAAGAACAGAAGGCAGAGGGAGCAGGACACACGAGACCCCGUGAUCAGCCAGCUCCAGCAAAUGAUCGACAGCUUCCAAAGCUCCACUGAUCAGCUGGCCAAUAACAUCACAGCUACUGUCCGGGCAGAGGUCCAGAACCAGGUCCAGCUGAUGGUGGGAAAUUUGCAGGAGUCUAUUCUUAGUCAUGUGCAGAAAAUUGUCAAAGGAGAGGUGAGCCUGGCAAUGAAGGAGCAGCAGGCAGUGGUCACCUCCAGCAUCAUGCAGGCGAUGAGGUCAGCGGCUGGCACGCCCGUUCCCACUGCUCACCUAGACUACCAGACACAGCAGGCCAACAUCCUGCAGCUCCUCCAGCAGGGCCAGCUCAACCAGGCCUUCCAGCAGGCGCUGUCAGCAACCGAUUUGAACUUGGUCUUGUAUGUGUGUGAGACCAUCGACUCUCAGCAGGUGUUUGGUCAACACCCCUGUCCCCUCAGCCAACCCGUGUUGCUGUCACUCAUCCAGCAACUCUCCUCCAACCUCACAACCCGCUCUGAGCUCAAGAUCAGCUACCUUGAGGAUGCAGUGAUGAACUUGGACCACAGCGACCCCCUGACCAGAGAUCACAUGUCGUCCGUGUUGGCUCAGGUUAGACCAAAACUCCUGGUCUUCCUGCAGCAGGACCCGCACAGCCCAGUCAACAAGAGGGCGCGGCGCCUGGUGAUGAUGCUGCAGGGCCUCGUCAACCACUAGACCGUGAUGUUGAAGUCUGGUGCGGAGGUGUUGUUUCCCUCUAGACAUGUCUCAAACCCAUUUUUGUUAAGCGUGAACAGUUCCUUGGAGCUAGAGGAUGAGGUGAUGCUGUCCCUCCACAGUUCUAAACCAGCUUUUCUCCCCAUUUGUUUCUUCUCAUUCUUAUUGCACCAGUGAAGUGUCAAAUUACGAAAUGGACUGUUUUUGUUUGUUCCUGGACACGCUGUCAAUGGAAAAUUGCGAUUAUCCGAACAGAACAGAUUGAUAUUUCCUGUUAAUGAUGUUCUCUGAAGAUUGUUCUGGUCUUCGUUACUGCUGCUGCUUCUCCCAGCAUUCUGCUAACUCACCCUCUUCUCCCCACAAGAAGCUAAAGACUGUUUCAGACAUGACAAUGGAGAUCUCCAUCAUCCUGGUGGCUCCCAUCUCCUGGACACAUGAUACCUGCCACACAGUUAAAGUCGUGUCAUUGAAUUAUGCAUCAAACUCAAAGAAUGUCCAGCCGAGUGGUCCACAGGACCAAACACUGCUGUUCCUGUUGGGUUCCUCUUACCUGUCAAUAGAACGCGUUGAGUUCUGAGACGAGCUGUGAUGCCUGAGCAACAGAAGGAACAAAAGUAUGCCUUGUGUGUUGCCUUAAGAACAAACAGCAGGCCUGGACACAUUUUUUUUUCUUGGAAUUCAGUUGCCACAAGAUUACAAAACCAGGGUUCAGGUUUUUUAUUUUAAUUAGGUCAACCCAAUCCCAGCAACAAGAAGCAUGAAACAUCCAAGGCUGUUGCUGCCUUCUUUUCUUUUGCAUUUCUUGAAUAGGUUGAAGGCAACAACCUUCCCAGGCCAAAUAUUUUUUAGUGAGGAGUGGGUUUGCUGAAAGUUCCUAGAACGAGCUUGUGCAUUAAAAGUGCAGGACAAGAAGCUCUUUGUGUUAUUCAGCUUGAUAUUGUUUACACUAAUCAC